AGCAUUUACUCCAAAUGUGUCGGGCGCCGGAUGUGGGUUCAUAUUCGAGCAAGGCUCAGAGCACUUCUCUAAACCAAAAUACUUCUCUGUUCAAUAUUUCAUAGUAUUGUGGUAGAGACGAAGAUCUGGAGACGAGCAAACGGCUGUUUCGUGAUCUUAUUUACUUUUACAUUUAUUUUUAUUGUUUUUGAAGACGCAUAGUAAGACAUGUCGAGCUUCGACGGCAAAGUCUCUGUGAUCGGGGGGGCAGAACUAUAUCAGGGGGCGGAAGAAUUGACGGCCCCAAAGUACAAUGUAUUGGCGAUUCACGGUCUGGGAAGCAUGGGAGUCCAAAAUGCGGCUUGGACUUGCAAGCAGGAGAAGGAGGCCACAUCUUGGCUCAAAAAUCUCCUUCCCAUCCACGCCCAUUGCUCCCGUAUCAUGACCUUUGAUUAUUGCUGCAAGGCAAUUCAUGAAGGAGUCUCGAUGGAUAACAUAAGGGGUUUGGCCACCAAGCUGCUUGAUCAGCUGCUGGAUAUGUUGGAGCCGAGCGUUUACGUUGUAUUUAUUGCGCAUGACCUCGGCGGACUGAUAGUCAAAGAGGCGCUUUCAAUAGCGAUCCAUUCUAGCAGGUACCAUAUCAUUUCCGGCAUGACCUCACUGCUCGUUUUCUUCGGUACGCCGCACCGCGUCUCAGGCUCGAAAUCUUGGGAGAGCAUAGCCAGUUGGCUCCUGCACGUGUCUGGCGAAGACACUCCCUACAGCGUUCAGCGGAUCAUCAAGACGGCACAGAUGUUGAGGGCAGCAAACGAAGGGUUUGACUCCAUGAAAAGUAUGUAUAGGGUCAUCAACAUACUCUAUCAGCAGAUCAGCCCGUCUGAGACAGCCGGCGCAUUGAUGUGGCAGGUGAGUGCUCCGCUGUUCCCAAGCAUUAGACUCAGAUUCAGCCAAGAUGGAGACGCAUAGAGAGAUAAAUAUUGGCCGUGAUGAAUCACAUGCCGAUAUCACCAAAUUUUCCGGCGAGAGGGACGAGGCGUUUGUGAGAAUCUACCGACCCGGGAUCCAAUAUAUGCAGUGUCUCGAAUUCCUAUCCGGCCUUGUCAGUCAAGAUGGAUUUGCCAAGCAGGCAUUGACCAGCCGGGAAUUCGGGGACAUGGAGUCUGGCGCUUUGCGACAGCUCGAAGGCAACGAAUUGUACAA
Messenger RNA from Eremomyces bilateralis CBS 781.70, 1179 nucleotides. RefSeq lists its product as uncharacterized. Lineage: Eukaryota; Fungi; Ascomycota; Dothideomycetes; Eremomycetales; Eremomycetaceae. The record is from RefSeq and is a predicted model, not a curated record. Bases 208 to 945 code for a protein of 245 amino acids. The transcript has 6 exons.